CCGGCUCCGGCUCCUCCGGCCGCCCGGGGCCAGGCGGCGCGAGGUAGUAAAUCCAUGUGGGCGGCCGGCGGCUUCGCCAAGAUCUCUGGAGUUAUUUUCUGAUAUAGACUAUGAAGAGAAUGCAGUGAAAAUCCUGGACAAGUGUGAAAAUAUUAGCUUAAACCCCAACUUAGUAUAGCAUUUCUUCUCUUCUAUAGUACCUCAUAAUAGAAGAAAAAUGUAUGGAAGUGCAAGAACAAUCACCAAUCUGGAAGGUAGCCCUUCCAGAUCUCCUCGUUUGCCAAGGUCUCCUCGCUUGGGCCACCGAAGAACAAGUAGCGGGGGAGGUGGAGGAACAGGCAAGACUCUGUCUAUGGAGAACAUCCAGUCCCUCAAUGCAGCCUAUGCUACGUCUGGACCCAUGUAUCUGAGUGAUCAUGAAGGGGUGGCUUCAACAACUUACCCAAAGGGCACCAUGACUCUGGGAAGGGCUACCAAUCGAGCUGUGUAUGGAGGCCGGGUCACAGCCAUGGGGAGUAGUCCCAAUAUUGCUUCCGCUGGACUUUCCCACACAGAUGUCCUUUCAUACACGGAUCAGCAUGGUGGUCUGACUAGCACAUCCCAUCAUCACCACCACCAGGUCCCCUCCAUGUUGAGGCAGGUAAGAGACAGCACGAUGUUAGAUCUUCAAGCCCAGCUCAAGGAACUCCAGAGAGAGAACGACCUCCUCCGGAAAGAGCUAGACAUCAAGGACAGCAAGUUGGGGUCUUCCAUGAAUAGUAUCAAGACUUUCUGGAGUCCUGAGCUUAAGAAGGAGAGAGUUUUGAGAAAAGAAGAGGCAGCACGAAUGUCUGUCCUCAAGGAGCAGAUGAGGGUUUCCCAUGAAGAAAAUCAGGUAUGUCAGACGGAACACAUCUUUGAUGGACAUUUACUGCUGACCACUGACGUCUAGUCCUCUACGUCUGGGCUAUUUCUGGGCUACUUCUAGGAGAAUUGCAACUCCCUAACCCUUGAAGUCAGGUACAAUCGUGUAUGUAUUUCUGCCCAGUAGACUGUGACUGGAGGUGAUAUGUGCCACUCCCGGGUUGAAGUAUUGAAUAUCCAGGGUGUGCGUCUUCACUUCCUCCUCCUGCUUUCGCCACUGUCAGCUUGGGCCCCAGAAGGAGGCCUCCCGAAGUACCAGAGGCAUAUAGCAUGAAUGGAAAUUCAGCCUUUGCUGUUUAAAUCGCUGAGAUUUGGGGAUGGUCUGUUACCAUAGUUUACCCUAAUCUAGCCUGAUCAGUGCAGUGUCCAAGCGGAACUUCCUAUCUUUCCCUUCACACGUGCCACCUUUUUGUUCUUUAGUUCAUAGGGUAACACUGUUAUAUAUUUACUUGACAGAAACCUGGGGAUUAUCUUUUUCUUUUCUAUCUUCUCUUGCUCCCAGUAUCCAGCCAAUUCUCAGAUCUUUUAGCUUCUAUUUCUUUAAUACCAGUUUUAUCGUACCUCUCUGUUGAGUCCCACUACUGUUGUCUUGUUUUGGGGUGUAUAACCUCCCACCUGGACUAUUCUAUCUAUUCACCCUUUUUAUAAUCCUCCGGCAGUCUACUCUAUCUCAUGUCCCUUCAUUUCUCACAAAUCUUCAUAGGUUCUAUGCUGUUCCUAAGAGAAAACGAAACUCCUCAGCAUGUUGAGCCAGCCUCUCCGUGAUCCUGUCUCCCCAGGGCACUCUCUGUAUAUGUGCAGUCCAUACUGAACUACUUUCAGUAUCCUUUGUCCAGAAGGACCUAUCUAUUUGCCUGUCAAUCUCUCUCUUAUGCCUUCAAGUUUUACUUUAAGAGCUCCCUCCCCUCUAAUGCCCUUUUUGAUUUUCCCAGGUGCACUUACACAUUCCUUUCUCAACAUUCUCUUUGUACUUUAUACAGACUUCUUUGCUUAUACCAGCAUAUUAAAUGUAAUUGCUUGCAUACCUGGUUCUCUUACUAGAUUGUCGCCUGCUUGGUGGCAGUUUUUGCCCACAUAAUUAACAGAAUGUCUAUUACAUAGACUUUUUUUUUUUUGGCUUAAAAGAUAUCAUCAAUCUUUUAUUUAAGCACUACCCUUCAUUUUGAAGGAAAUGAUACAUUUUCAAAUCAGAACUUCCUUCUCAAGAGGUGGUAUAAGAACAUAACAUUGAUUUAACUUACAACCUUCAGCAAAAAUAAAGUUUAUACAAUUCAUUGGGAAAUAAAAUGCAUGUAGAAUUUAUCCUGCUAGUCAAUGUAAUUCUCCAUGGAUCACAAGUAUUAUAGCCAAGAACAAAACGACCUAAUGAGAAGUUGAAUGAUCCAGUCAAGUUUAUAGUUACCAUGAUUAAAAACAAAUUCAAAAAUAACAUGUAAUUUUCCAAACAAAUCCAUUUGAUGACCAUGAUCACACUAGAUUUUAUUCUAAUUUAUAAAAAAUGGUUAGACAAGCACAUAUCAAGAGUCUUCAACACAGUGGAUUCCGUUUUGGUAAGAAAAAAAAUAGAAAUUGUAAUUGUUUAAUGAAUAAUUUAUUGUUAUUUUUAAUAAGAAAUAAUUGUUUUGAUGAAAUAAAAACAUGACAAUUUAAGUUCAGUAACAAAACUUUUUAAGACUACAGUUUUUAUUCUUUUUCAGGGGAGGAUGGCAUACAUUUUAAGAAUCAAAAGAACUUUUCUUUCAACAAAGACUUAGGUGCCUAAAAUGUUUUCAAUAUCAGUGAAUACUUACUGUUAUUUUUUAAUAAAAAGGUGAGGAACAUUGUUUGCAUUCCCUCACAUACUUACCAUUUAUUUGUAACGAGAAUAAUUUAAAAGCUACUCUCGUAGCAAUUUUUAAAUAUACAAUGCAUUGAUAUUAACUAUAAUCACCAUCUUGUACAAUAGAUCUCUGGAACUUAUUCCUCCUAUCUGUCUGAAAUUUGUAUCCUUUGGUCAUUAUCUCUCUACUCCUACCACAGACCCUGGUAACCAUCAUUCUACCCUCUAUUUCUGUGAGUUUGACUUUUUUAGUUUCUACAUAUAUCAUGCAGUAUUUGUUUUUCUGUGCCUGGCUUAUUUCACUUAACAUGACAUCCUCCAUGUUCAUCCAAGUUCCUGAAAAUGACAAGAGUUCCUUUUUUUUUUAAAGACUCAAUGCUUUCCAGUGUGUGUGUGUGUGUGUGUGUGUG
This is a messenger RNA of Microcebus murinus (gray mouse lemur), 3132 nucleotides long. The record is from RefSeq and is a predicted model, not a curated record. Lineage: Eukaryota; Metazoa; Chordata; Mammalia; Primates; Cheirogaleidae.